Molecule: messenger RNA, 888 nt
Organism: Spizellomyces punctatus DAOM BR117
Lineage: Eukaryota; Fungi; Chytridiomycota; Chytridiomycetes; Spizellomycetales; Spizellomycetaceae
Product: lipoyl(octanoyl) transferase
Exons: 4
Coding region: 1-888 (295 amino acids)
Biological process (GO): protein lipoylation
Cellular component (GO): mitochondrion
Molecular function (GO): lipoyl(octanoyl) transferase activity
Source: RefSeq, a predicted model, not a curated record
AUGGAAGGCAUUGGGCGCAUUUAUCAACUUGGUCUGCCUCUUUACAGCUUGAGAAAUACGUUGAGGUCCAAAACAUUGCGUUUUCAAAGAGGUUUAAGAUAUAAGUUCAGCCCGUUCUCCACGCUUAGCCCACCCUCGAACGCAAUCACCAUUGGAUACAAAUAUCUUGGCAAGUCAGUGUCCUACUCGGCCGCAUUGGAAUUGCAGGAUCAGUUAGUUGCAAGCCGUACAAGCUAUCCCGACGUUGGUCCCGAUGCGGCGCACAGUGUGAACGUACUAUUACUUUUGCAGCAUUCACCAACGUACACGGCGGGUAGACGCGUUCGGAACACGGACGCAACUGAGGGUAGAAGGUUGAGAGCUCUAGGGGCAGAAUAUUACGAGACACGACGAGGUGGUCAGACGACCUUUCAUGGUCCAGGGCAAUUAGUUGGAUAUCCGAUCCUAGAUCUAAGGCAAUUCGGUCUUGGGGUUCGUAGUUAUGUCCAACGAUUAGAACGCUUUCUCAUUCUGACCUGUGAGGAAUGGGGUAUCGCUGCAAGCACAACCGAGGACACGGGUGUAUGGGUGACCGACAGGAAGAUUGCUGCACUUGGCAUCCAAGUUCGAAAGCACAUCACCAGUCAUGGGUUUGCUUUGAAUUGCAACACUGAUCUGUCCUGGUAUAACCACAUCGUGCCUUGCGGUUUGUUGGACAAGGGCGUAACAUCCAUCACAAAUGAGAUUGCCCUGAAAAACAAUGGUGAAGCUGACGUGAGUGUGGAGACAGUUAUUCCUCAUGCCGUCAAAGCGUUUGGGGAUGCCUUCAGUGCUCCUAUGUUGCCUUUGAGUCAAGUUUCAAAAACUUUGGAUUGUGAGAUAGAUGCUUUCUUGGGGAAUCAGACCUAA